Suillus fuscotomentosus is the source of this 1311-nucleotide messenger RNA. RefSeq lists its product as uncharacterized. The transcript is spliced from 4 exons. The record is from RefSeq and is a predicted model, not a curated record. Bases 1 to 1311 code for a protein of 436 amino acids. Lineage: Eukaryota; Fungi; Basidiomycota; Agaricomycetes; Boletales; Suillaceae.
AUGCCUCCUCCACCCGUACCACCCAAAGCCAUGGCUAUCCUGGAGCCUGAAAUGAGUGCGCUCAUGGAUUGUUUCAAGAACGCGGUAGUAAAAACCGGUCAAAUAUAUUCCUUUCAUGCUGAUUCCCGAAGACUUGGUAUUAACAAAUAUGCUCCAUAUCCACCUCGUUUUUUGACAGAUUCCCUCGGACGAGAGGUCGAAAAAUUCGAUCAACUUUAUGAUGCGAUGGAAUCGCGUUUGCUUCGAGCUAUCGCUGUGCUAGAACGAGACCUAGCUCGCGAGCAGCGUCGUGCUCGCGAAGCCGAGAAUGCCGCGAUCGCUACCCGCACUCGUUCCAAAUCCACAUCGGAGUCUCCAACCACACGCAAAGUUCCUUUACCUCCACUGGAGGUCAACACAGAUGUCGUCAUGGGUCCACCAGCUCUUCCGUCUCAAGCAUCUCCUCCCCAAGGUCUUGCGAAUCCCACUCGCCGCGGAUCAACCAUUUCCCUAUCAUCCUUGCACCGCCCCCCAUUUCCUCUCAAAUUAGACCUCUCAUCAUCCUCCCUCCGAAUGUCCGCAGAAGAAGCCGCUUUAUUUUCCCAAAGUUUGCCUUCUCCGGUAUCCCUUGCGCCCAAAUCAGCUCGUCCCUCAGCUCAAACGGAGUUAGACCUUAUGGCUGCAUUUGCGUCUUCACAACACGUUGACAUUGACUUAACUGUCGAAGAUGAUUCCCCCUUGCCUCCCAUCGAUGCGUCCUUAGGAAAUUCGGCAGACAAGCCAAUUGAGCUCGAUCUUGACUCCAUCGACAUGGAAAUGUCAACCAUGACAGACCUUUUUGGAGAUGGAACCGAAACGGGUUCGGGAGAGAACAGUGGGGUAGAAGGCAUAUUUUCCCCCAUUGUUCCUGAUUCUGGGGCUUCAAACCCCGCAAAAGAGUCUCAAGAAGGCGGUCUUGACAUGGAAAUGCUUGGCGCAUUAUCAGCAGUGGAUAACAGCAACCACGGCAAUGACAUGUUUGGACCACCAGAAUCUGAUGGACUGCAAUCUGGACAGCAUUCUACGCUUGGCGUCCAGAGUGCUCAUCCUGGAAAUGUGGCACCUUCCCCCGGUGCGAUUCUCGCAAGUUUCGCUACUUCUCAAUCAGAUGGGACCAGUCACCAGCCUCCAAGUGGGGACAGCAAUUUCGAUUUGUCUACUCUUGAUCUUGCCAACUUCGACCAUACCUUCUUCCACCGGCCCUCAGAUAUGAACCUCAUGGAUAUGGAGGCGUUGCUGGACUCCAUGGGUCAGGGCGGGGGCAACUCUGAUGGGUCAAAACCACCAUCAUGA